Eremomyces bilateralis CBS 781.70 is the source of this 390-nucleotide messenger RNA. RefSeq lists its product as uncharacterized. The record is from RefSeq and is a predicted model, not a curated record. NCBI's taxonomy places the organism in Eukaryota, Fungi, Ascomycota, Dothideomycetes, Eremomycetales, Eremomycetaceae. The transcript has a single exon. Bases 1 to 390 code for a protein of 129 amino acids.
AUGGACGCCGCCAUCAUGUCUGAAAUCACCGGCACCGACUGCCACAUCGAGCCCUUCGCCUCCUCCGCCGCUCACACCACCCCCCUUCGCAAAGCCUCCAUCUCCUCCUCCCUCCCCUCCCCCAGCAUGGAAGCCCCCCCCACCACCUUCCUCUGCCUGGUGCCCGUCCACUCCGACUCUUUCCCCUCCUCGCACCUUCGCUCUUCAUCCCUCCCCUCCCCUCCCGCACUCCCAUCCGUCCCCGAGCAACCGAUCAUGCUCGUUGACCAGCAGCGCCGCACGAGCGACUCGUCCACCACGAGCACGGGAUCCGCGCUGCGGUUUUUGAAGUUGGGGCCGGUGCAUUUCGGGGGGGAGCCAGGCGUGGGGGACUAUGCUGAUAUGGAUUGA